This is a messenger RNA of Argentina anserina (silverweed cinquefoil), 2138 nucleotides long. RefSeq names its product polyadenylate-binding protein 7. Gene Ontology annotation, cellular component: cytosol; nucleus; ribonucleoprotein complex. Gene Ontology annotation, molecular function: poly(U) RNA binding; mRNA 3'-UTR binding; poly(A) binding. The transcript has 10 exons. Bases 159 to 2057 code for a protein of 632 amino acids. The record is from RefSeq and is a predicted model, not a curated record. NCBI's taxonomy places the organism in Eukaryota, Viridiplantae, Streptophyta, Magnoliopsida, Rosales, Rosaceae.
UCUCUCUGUUUUCCGUUUCACUCUAUCAGAGAUCAGUCUCAAUCUUCAGGCCGAAUCGCAUUUGAACGGCGACGGAGACGGCGGUUUGAGUCGUGUGGCCGGAUUACGGCUGAGCAUUUGUGCCUCUGUGUGAAGAAUUAUUUGAGCGAAGAUCAGUUAUGGCGGUGCCUCAGACUCCGGCGUCGACGCAGCUGGCCGUCACGGCGUCUCUAUACGUCGGAGACCUCAGCCCCUACACCACCGAGAACGACCUCUACGAGGCGUUCAACAACGACAACAAGAGCCUCGCGUCCGUGAGAGUGUGCAGGGACACCAACACCGGCAGGUCUCUCUGCUACGGCUACGUCAACUUCGUCAACACCGAUGACGCAAUUCAAGCCAUUGAGUUGAAGAAUAACUCUGAAGUGAAUGGAAAAGUGAUGAGGGUCAUGUGGUCUCAUCGCGAUCCUGAUGCUAGGCGAAGUGGAAUUGGAAAUGUGUUUGUCAAGAAUUUGGGCGAAGGGCUUGAUAAUGUAGGGCUUCAAGAUAUGUUUAAGAAAUUUGGAAAUGUUUUGUCUUGCAAAGUUGCCAUGUUUGAGGAUGGGAAGAGUAAAGGCUACGGCUUUGUUCAGUUUGAGACUGAGGAAUCAGCUACUGCUGCAAUUGACAAGCUAAAUGGAUUCACAGUUGGAGACAAACAGCUGUAUGUCGCGAAGUUUGUUAGAAAAAGUGAUCGAGUUUUGCCCAAUCCUGAUGUGAAAUAUACAAAUUUGUAUGUGAAGAAUUUGGAUCCAAAUGUCAGGGAGGAGCUUCUGGAAGAAAAGUUCUCUGAGUUCGGGAAAAUUGUAAGCUUUGCAAUAGCAAGGGAUGAAAAUGGGAUUUCUAGAGGUUUUUGCUUUGUGAACUUUGAGGGUCCGGAUGAUGCUAGAAGAGCACUGGAAUCUCUGAAUGGAUCUCAACUUGGUUCCAAGGUUCUGUAUGUAGCAAGAGCACAAAAGAAGGCAGAGCGUGAACAAAUUUUGCGUCAUCAGUUUGAGGAAAAACGGAAGGAGCAAGUGUUAAAGUUCAAGGGAUCAAAUGUGUAUGUGAAGAACAUUGAUGAUGAUGUCACUGAUGAAGAGCUCAUAGACCACUUCAGUCAAUGUGGCACAAUUACUUCAGCAAAAAUUAUGAGAGAUGAGAAAGGAAUAAGCAGGGGUUUUGGCUUUGUUUGCUUCUCUACCCCUGAGGAGGGAAAUAAAGCUGUGAUUACAUUUCACGGAUAUAUGUUUCAUCGGAAGCCAUUGUAUGUCGCUAUUGCUCAAAGGAAAGAAGAAAGACAAGCACAGCUGCAGCUUCAGUAUGCACAACGUAUAGCGGGAUUUCCUGGUCCUUCAGCGGCUGUCAUCCCUGGUGGAUACCCUCCCAUCUAUUAUCAGGCUCCAUCUGGGGUUGUUCCACCUCCUCGACCAGGGAUGAUGUAUCAGCCUUUGGGAUUGAGGCCAGGAUGGAGACCUAAUGGCUUUGGACCUACUUCUGGACCAGCUUUUCAACCACCCCCUGUUCCUGUUAUGUCCAAUAAUCCAAGGCAGCAUAGGCAAAACAGGGGCAGAAUAAAUGGGCAUAUGCCUUCCCAUGGAGGUCCUGUUAUUCCACAUUUGCAACAGUCAGCUCAGUUAACACACUCGAAGGAUUCUAACAAUCAACAGCGUUCAGGGCAGCCUAAAUAUGUUCCUAAUGGGCGUCAGCGUGACAUGAAUAAAGGAUCAGGAAUCUCCAAUUCUGUUGGAGGUGGGUCUCAGGGACCAGAGAUGCUGAGUAGUAUGCUUGCUGCUGCAUCUCCUGAGCAGCAGAAGCAGAUACUUGGCGAGCGUCUCUUCCCACUUGUGCAUAAACACAAGCCGGAUCUUGCUUCAAAAAUCACAGGGAUGCUUCUGGAAAUGGACAACUCGGAGCUGCUGCUUUUAUUGGAGUCUCCUGAGUCUUUAGCUGCAAAAGUAGGAGAAGCUGUUCAGGUCCUCAAGAUCUCCAAGACUAAAGUAUCUAGCAAGGAUUCCCUUCAUUCUAGUUACCUUUCUGCUGAGGUUGCAGUAAACUGAAAGAAAAACUCCAGUCGUGCGUGGUUAGAGGUUUUGUCGCACCUCAAGCUCCGGGAAAAUGAAUUUUUGAUACUUAAUUGG